This is a messenger RNA of Larimichthys crocea (large yellow croaker), 9278 nucleotides long. It is a transcript of the gene casz1, whose product is annotated as castor zinc finger 1. Gene Ontology annotation, molecular function: RNA polymerase II transcription regulatory region sequence-specific DNA binding; DNA-binding transcription factor activity, RNA polymerase II-specific. Lineage: Eukaryota; Metazoa; Chordata; Actinopteri; Sciaenidae. Gene Ontology annotation, cellular component: nucleus. The coding region runs from base 60 to 6158 and encodes 2032 amino acids. Gene Ontology annotation, biological process: regulation of neuron differentiation; positive regulation of transcription by RNA polymerase II. The transcript has 19 exons. The record is from RefSeq and is a predicted model, not a curated record.
GAGACAGAGGGGGAGAGAGAGAGAGAGCAGAGCCUUGGCAGAGAGCAGUUGAGGAGAAAAUGCCUUGCUUUGUGGAGAGAAUUCUUCCAGGGCAGGAGGGAGAGGUGAGACAGAGCGCAGAGGGCGGUCUGCUGCCAGCUGAAAGGAGUUUAUGCACUGAAACGACCUCAGGAAAAUCCAAGAUGGCCGCCAAAAGGAAAGGUGGCCUAAAACUCAAUGCUAUCUGUGCCAAGCUGAGCCGCCAGGUGGUGUUCGACAGCAGCUCCCAGAAUGCAGAAGGAGACCAGAGUGUAGCAGACAAUAGCGAGCGUGGCAGUUCCCACUACGACGACAAUGAGACCAACUUCCCAGAGAGCCUGAGCCUAAAUCAGAGCCUAGAGGAGGACCAGAAGAGACGCGAGGCCAUCGAGAAGUGGGUCAACGGCGAGUAUGGCGAAGAGCCGCCUGUUCCUGACGAUGAACAGGAGCAUGAACUCAAAGCCAGCACUGACGAAGAUGGCCCUCCUGAGGGCGUGUACAUGGUACAGCCCAAAGGCUGCAGCGAUGACGAAGAGGAGGCCGAGCCUGCAGUGGCAUCACAAGAUAGCAGUUUCCAUGACAACAAAGAAGCUGAAGACAAGCCUUCAAAAGAUGACACCUACAUGCCACCAAGCGAGACCCAGAGUCGCCCAGCACCUUUCUCCUCUCCAGGAGAAGCAUCUGCCCUGCGAGACUAUGCAGCCAACACCAUGAAUGAAUUUUUGGGAAUGUUCGGUUAUGAUGACCAGCAGGUAAGGGAUGAGCUGACCAAGAAGAUCAGCUUUGAGAAGCUCAAAGCCGCUACCUCAGACCCCUCAUCCCUUAGCAGUGAGGAGGCCUCACGGCGUGCCCGCUUCUCCAAGUAUGAAGAGUACAUUCGCAAGCUAAAAGCUGGCGAAACCUUACCUUGGCCCAUGCAUGCUUCCCCACCAAAACCAGACGACCUCAACUCAAAACUGGCCCAAGACAAGAGCGCUACCAUGCAUCAGACCUCCAGUUGCCUCCCAGGGGCCGAGGCACAGAUCUACCCCUCCAGCCUGGACCACAAACCGCCAGGAGGUCCUCAGCUGGGCACCUCUCAGCCACCAAAUCCCUCUCAAAUGCAGAACAUGGCGCCCCGAGCCUCCAAGUAUGACUUCUUUAUUCAGAAGCUGAAGAUGGGUGAGAGUCUACAGCAGCAGAAUGGUAACGCUUACAAGCGACCCUCCAAGUACGACUUGGAGAACGUCAAGUUUCUGCACCUUUUCAAGCCUGGUGAGGGUAAUCCUGACAUGGGCGGUGCCAUUGCCUUUAAGACUGGCAAAGUGGGCCGCCCUUCGAAGUAUGACAUCAGAACAAUUCAGAAGCUAAUGCCAGGAAAUCCCGAGGCUUCACUAAUGCCGAAUGUCCUCGCUACGGCACCAGGGAACCCGGGAGCUCCUGGUGUCCCUACUGCAGGUGCAGCUGGGGCCAGCAUUGCCCCAGGGCUCACAAUGGACCAGACAGGACACCUAAGCUUCAACGCCUCUGACUAUCUAAAGUCCAGCUUUUCCAAGACUGACUCCAUCACCACAGGCACUGUGUCCUCCGUUAAGAAUGGCCUGCCACCAGAUAAACCCGCCAGCGAUGACAUCAACCUCUACCAGAAAUAUAUUGCCAGGUUCUCUGGAAGUCAACACUGUGGACAUGUGCACUGUGCCUACCAGUACAGAGAGCAUUACCACUGCAUGGACCCUGAGUGUAACUACCAGGUGAGCAGGUUUACCAGUAAGCAGGAUGUAAUCAGGCACUACAACAUGCACAAGAAGAGGGACAACUCCCUGCAGCAUGGCUUCAUGCGCUUCAGCCCUCUGGACGACUGCAGUGUCUACUACCAUGGCUGCCACCUCAAUGGAAAAAGCACCCAUUACCACUGCAUGCAGGUGGGCUGCAGCAAGGUGUACACCAGCACCUCAGAUGUCAUGACCCAUGAAAACUUCCAUAAAAAGAAUGCCCAGCUGAUCAACGAUGGCUUUCAGAGAUUUCGUGCUACUGAAGACUGUGGCACAGUCGGGUGUCAAUUCUACGGGCAGAAGACUACACACUUCCACUGCAGGCGCCCAGGCUGCACAUUCACCUUCAAGAACAAGUGUGACAUUGAGAAGCACAAGAGCUACCACAUCAAGGAUGAUGCCUAUGCCAAAGAUGGCUUCAAGAAGUUCUACAAGUACGAGGAGUGCAAAUACGAGGGCUGCGUGUACAGCAAAGCUACCAACCACUUCCACUGCAUCCGCUCAGGCUGCGGCUUCACCUUUACCUCCACCAGCCAGAUGACCUCCCACAAGCGCAAACAUGAGCGCCGGCACAUCCGCUCCUCCGGUGUCAUGGGCCUCUCCUCCGCCUUCUUGGCGCCAAAGGAUGAGCCAGAGGAAUCAAGCAACGAUGACCUGAUGGACUUCUCGACCAUCAGCAGCAAGAACUCCAGCCUGAGUGCCUCGCCUACGACCCAGCAGUCCACCACUGUACCACACCUGAUGGCCACACCUAUCACUGUCUCCUCCUCUUCCUCCACAUCGGGCCACACCCUCAAACCUGCACCCUCGCUGUCCAGUGCUGGCCAGCGUAUGUCCAGCCUGCUGUCCCAGGCCCUGCCGAGCAACAUGCCAGUGGCCCUGGCUCUUUCCAACAGUGCCCUGGCCACUUCCAACCCGUUCUUCCCCCUCAUGCCCAGGCUGCCCCUUCAACCAGCCGCUAGCCUGAUGUCAGCUGUAUCUACUGGGGCCCACUCCAUGCCCACCGAUUCACUGACCCAAGGUUGCUCCACAGCGGGGGCUGAUGGAGCCAUGGCGUCUACCCCAACUUCCUACGCCACCUCCUCCAUCAUGGAGAAGAUCUCCGCAAGCAAAGGUCUAAUAUCACCUAUGAUGGCCAGACUGGCAGCUGCUGCCCUGAAGCCCUCCAACAUCCCAGACAUGGGGAAUGGGCAGCCGGCUUCAGCCAGCCAGUUCAAUCUGGUUCAAGUGAAGCAGGAGCCAGUGGACGCUAACUCUGGGGCCUCCCAAGACUCCACACAGGAGCAGAGCCUGGACCUGAGCAAAAAAGACCACAGUAAUGAAUCAAAUGGACACCCUGUACCAGGGAAUACAUCUCUUUUAUCCUCGCUUAUGAAUAAGAUGUCACAGGUGAACCCUGCCCUGUUCAACGCAAUGAACCUGAAGACAGAGCUGGAGGCCGGCCAGGGCGGCAACACCUCCGAGGCAGCUCAGUAUCUGAACAGAGUCCUGAAGAGGCCGAUGCCUGAAAAACCCACUGAGAUCUGGAGGACAUACCUCCGCAGGUUUGACACGGAUGAUUUCUGUGAGGCUCAGUGUGACUUCCUUCAGAAAGUACACUUCCACUGCCUGAUAGAGGACUGUGGUGCACUCUUCAGCACUGUGGAUGGGGCCAUAAAACAUGCUAACUUCCACCUCAGAGCCACCUUGAAAGUGAAGUCGGAGCCUCAGUUCAGUGAGGGCAAGGACUCCGGUGAGGGAGCUCCGCUGCAGCCGGCUGCACCUGUCUCUAUGGCCAACAAUCCCUCCAUGGAUGUGGCACACCUCACCUCUUCAGGUGGCUACAGCUCUCCGCCUCCCUCCCUGCUGGCCUGGAAGCAGCUGACUGGCAGCAUCCCUCAGAUGUCUGCCUCGAUGCCCAACCUGCCAGCCAACUCUCCUCUGGCCACCACCUCUCUGGAGAAUGCUAAGCCACAAGUAAAACCUGGUUUCCUGCAGUUCCAGGAAAAUGAUCCCUGUCUAGCCACUGACUGUAAGUACUCAAACAAGUUCCACUUCCACUGCUUGUUUGGGAAUUGCAAGUAUGUGUGCAAGACGUCUGGCAAGGCUGAGUCCCACUGUUUGGACCACAUCAACCCCAACAACAACCUCGUCAACGUCCGUGACCAGUUUUCCUACUACUCUCUCCAGUGUCUCUGUCCCAACCAGCACUGCGAGUUCAGAAUGAGGGGCCACUAUCACUGUCUGCGGCCCGGCUGCUAUUUUGUCACCAACAUCACCACCAAGCUGCCGUGGCAUGUGAAGAAGCACGAGAAGGCAGAGCGCCGUGCCGCCAAUGGCUUCAAAUAUUUCACCAAGAGGGAGGAGUGUGGAAGGCUGGGUUGUAAGUAUAACCAAGUCAACAGCCACUUCCACUGCAUCCGUGAGGGUUGCCAGUUCUCCUUCCUGCUGAAGCACCAGAUGACCUCCCACGCACGUAAACACAUGAGGCGGAUGCUCGGGAAGAAUUUUGACAGAGUCCCAUCCCAGGUAAUGCCACUUGGUCAGAGGUCAGAUGACAUGCACCAUGCAUCCGGCAUGAUGUCCGGGUCUGUAACAAACCAGUCUGGUAUCAACUCCAGCUUCUCCUCCAAUGUCAUGGAUGAGACUGAUGAUUACAUGGACUACAUGGGAGGAGGGGGCAGCCCCUUGGGCCUCUCAUCCGAGUCCUCCAACCAGGAUCGGAGCUGCACCAGCACACCUGUAGGCAACGAUGGUUCUCCAGCAGGACAAGGCUGCCCUGCCACCACUUCUGCUCCUACCACCCCUGCUGACACUAGCGCUACCCAAAAUGCACCUACUUCUUCCCCUCCUCCUCCUCCUCCUCCACCACCACCACCUCUUCCCUCCGCUCCUCAGCCUGGCCUCCAGUCCCAGGCCCCAUCCCUCUCUCCUGCUCUCCUCCGACCUCCUCUCCCCUCACUCCCAUACCUCCUCUCUCCAUCCUGUCUGUCAUACUCUCUGCUCAGCGCCUCUCUGGGAGCCACUCGGAGUGUUGUCAUGCCAACCAACACACCAGCUUUCAGCCCCAUCAUUGCCACUCCGUCUCCGGUUAAAAAUGACGUCCCUAUAGUUCAGGAUGCUGCAGGCAACACCAUCUCCAUUCCCACGGCCACUGGUUCAAAGAAGCGCUUCUGGAUCAUCGAGGACAUGUCACCGUUUGGCAAGCGCCGCAAGACCGCAUCGUCACGUAAGAUGCUAGAUGAGGGGAUGAUGCUGGAGGGCUUCCGGCGCUAUGACCUCUACGAGAACUGCAAGGACUCAGGCUGCCAGUUUUCUCUCAAGGUGACCCACUACCACUGCACACGUGAGAACUGCGGCUACAAGUUCUGCGGUCGCACCCACAUGUACAAGCAUGCGCAGCACCACGACCGCGUGGACAACCUGGUCCUGGACGACUUCAAGCGCUUCAAGUCCUCACUCAGCUGCAACUUCCCCGACUGCCAGUUUUCAGGCAACAGCACCCACUUCCACUGUCUGCGCUGUGGCUUCCGCUGCACCGACAGCACCAAGGUGACAGCCCACCGCAAGCACCACGGCAAGCAAGACGUGAUCAGCGCCGCCGGCUUCUGCCAGUUCAGCUCCAGUGUUGAUUGUGAGGUUCCCGACUGCAAAUAUAAGCUCAAGUGUUCGCACUUCCACUGCACCUUCCCUGAGUGCAAGCACACAGUGGUGGGCAUGUCCCAGAUGGACUCCCACAAGAGAAAGCAUGAGAAGCAGGAGCGUGGUGAGCUGCCCUCUGUUUCACCCAAACGGGAAGGGGCUCACCACCUGGGAGCAAAUGUGUCUGUUGUCCCUCCGGUCUCUAUGAGUCUUUCUACUUCCUCACCUGGCGGCAUCCACGGGUUGUCCCACACCGUCAACAGCAGCGCUCACUCCAUGCUCUACUCAACAGGCAGCAUCGUAUCUGAAUAUAACCACCCGUACCCACCAUCCUCCCUCAGCCUAGACAGCUCCCUGAACCUGAGCACCGACACCAGCAGCUCCCUGUUCUUCCUGAAGAAUGCAGCCGGUCUGGGUCUCAGCGACUCACUGGACCUCAGCAAGAAGAUGCACCACGACGCAGCGCGACCUGGCCACAACCUCGCACCACCGCUCAGUCUGCCGGCAGCUCAGGACGACACCACAGGAACAUCCGGAGAGGCUGAAGAUGACCUGUCACCAGAGGAGGAGCCGCAUGCGGAGGAGGAAGAAGAGGAAGAAGAAGAGGAGGAGGAGGAAGAGGAGGAGGCAGAAGAGGAUCUCAACACUGACUCAAAUGAUGAUUCAAUGGCAGAGCCUGACGGUGAAAAGGACAAUGGCGAGAGUUUUGAUGCUUCCGUUAACCACACUGAUACUUCCCAACUGGAAAAGCAAGACGUUGACCCAUGAAAAAAAAAAAAAAGAACCUAACAGUGACUGUAGGAACUGAAGAAAAACCCUGUGUACUUUGAACAAACAAAAAUGAAAGUGGCCUCAUUUAUCAUGUUUAGACACUUGAGAUGACAACAAAAAAACAACAACAGAGUGGAGAAAAUGACGGCCCAAAAUGAUUUAUUAUGAUGUUUACAAGAUGACCAACAUUAUUAAUUCAAUUAUGCAUUAAAAAAAUAUGAACGGAGACACACAGAAUUAGGCCCUGUUUUACACACGGGGCAGCAAUGUAAAGCAUUUUACUACACAUCAGUCUUUUUGUGUGCGUGCAUGUUUGACUUUAAUUUAUUUUUAUUUUUUUCACUUUUUUGUGUGUGGAUAAAAAAAAAGAAAAAAAGAAAACAUUAGAAAAACAAAAACAAAUCUCUCUAUAUAACUAUAUAUGUAAGUGUGUGUGUGUGUGAACGAAGAUAUACAAAAGGAAAUUGCUGGCUCAGGCGACAUGAACUUGUGGGGCCGUGGAUAUGUAGAAAAAAAAAGGGAUGUGAAUCACUAAGGGGAAACAGGAUGUGUUCAAACAUUUGAUCUUUUUUUCUGUAUUAAUAUUGUUAUUAAUUAUUAUUACUAGACACAGAGAAAGGGGAGUUACAUUUUGCUCGUUCCCGCCUCUCUCAGGUGUCUUUCUUUGUUCUCAAUGACAUGUGGAACUGACCAGUAAAUGUGGUCAGUCUCAGCUGCAGUCAGGCGUCCAACAGGCCGCCGGUCUCAACAGUUCUCUCUGACAUUCUGCUAAAAAAUGUUCAACUAGCACCAAAACCAAGCUCAGCCCUUGUAAUUUUACCCCCCCAUCGCGGAGGAAUCAAGUUUGUGUGUGGAUAGUGCACUUUUAUAUUAGCUGACCAUGAUGAUAACGAUGAUGAUAGAUAACUCAUAAGCAUAUUUAAAAAUAUUUUUGUUACCAUUUGCAUCUUUGCAUUACAAUGUUGUUUUGUUGUGUUGUUAGUCAGAAGCAUAUCGAUCUGUAAGCAAGGUGAGUCAGGUUGAGCAGGGGGAGUCAGGCUGACCAGAGGAAACGAUGAGUCACUCAGACGUAGCGAGCAGGCUGACAGAGGAAGCGUCAGGGAGUGUGUGUUUUAUGUUGAAAAUAUACAGACCGAAAAUGUCUCACGGCAUUUUGUUUUCCAUUCACUAUGGCUGUGGUUGAGCUCCUGUUGUAACGGUUUUUAUUUAAUAUUUAUGUGACCUUCCAAUGAGAAAUUUUAGGGUGUUAUUGCACUUUUUAGGUUCAUUUUUACCGUCUGAAAAAAAAAAUGAUAUAUAUAUCUUUUAACAGGGAAUUUGCUUUAAAGAUGUUGUUUUAGUUCACUUUUGCUUUAAUGCACAAAUAGAUGUUAGUGUGACAAAGAACUGUCGUUCUGUGAUUUAUUUAAAGACUGGUUUUUAUUUUGCUUCUGUGAUUGGACAGUUUAAAAAAAAAAAAAAAGGAAACAGGUGCGCCAGAAAACGUGGCGCCCUGAUAAAGAACACUAAUAUGGACUGUGAUUUUAAAUUAAUUCUUAAGAAGUUCAUGGCAAUGCUCACUUACUGUAGUACUAAAUUAUAAAUCUGUCAAAGCCACCCUCUGGUUUAUAUUGAGCGAAUAUGUACGACCGAGUUGACACACUGAUCAUGAAUUAUCUCCUGAGCUUGGCAUUGGAAAUAAAUGAUCAUAAUAUAGGGAAUAAUAAUGUGUGUAGAUGAUAUUCCUCAGAUAUUGUUUUGAGAAGAAAAAAAGGUUGUACAGUAUUUUCCUCUGUAAAAAAAUAACUAUAUAUGAACAAAAUGCUCUUUGAUGAACAGCUUCCUUUAAAAAGAAAACCGUUAAAAGGAGAAAUGAAUAAUAAAAACUUAAAAAUUCAAAUAGCCUCAUCAUAGUUUGCUUGUGUGCGUGACCUUUUUUAAUUACCCCAGAUUUUUUGGAAAAAAGUUGUUCAUACUGUAGCAUUGGCAAAUUCCGUUAUAUGACAUUUGCAGUAUAUAUAUAUUUUUUCUUUUUCCAAACUAUUGUCAGAAGCUCAAACUAAAAUACACUGAUUUGAAUUCAUUCAUCGAUGUUUCUGCUUUAUUUAACGACUCAGUUUUAUUCAUUGUCAUUUUUCUAUGUGUGUGAUUUGUUUGUUUGUUUGUUUUCUCAUUAAUUGAAACUCUUGGUUUAUAUUUACUUUGCUGUGGGCAUGCCUCGUUCACAGACUGAACUGUCUCCCAGGACUCAGCUGCAACACGGAGGCGACAUUUGUUUUGUUUUCUCGCUCAUCAUUUGCUGAGAUAACUGUAGGGGGCUGGGAGACGUUGAGCACUUGAAUUCAGUGUGUGUGUGUCUGUGUGUGAGGGUGUAAAAUAGCGGGACUUGUAAAAAGUUGAAAAUAAAGAAACUAUAAUUAUUAUAACAAUACACAUGUAGUGCUUGAUAGUGCUUCAGCCUUGGGUCACAUGGUGAGGGGAAAAGUGCUGCUGGACGACAGCAGGGCAAAAGGUCACAGCAGCGACCUCUCUGUCUCUUUUUGUAUCUGUCAGUGACACUACUGAAGAGUGUGUGUGUGUGUGUGUGUGUCUCCCCCUGAGAGAGACAGAUAGGCCACGGCUGUAAGAACACAGACCUGUGGCUCCGUCCCAGCUGCUCAGUGCUUCGAUUCAUAUUUCAUGACCUUGCGCGUCUUUUCCAUGCUUUGUUCCCGCUAUAAAUCCAACUGGGACUUUUUGUUUUUUGGUCACAGAAUUUGAGGAAAACUUUUUUUUUUUUUUUAAAGAAAAAAAGACAUCUGCACUCAUGCAGGUAGAGGGAUCAACAAUAUUUGUUGCUGGGUUCGCACGUUGUUCACGCUUGACAUUCUGGUGUGAGAACAAGAUCAGAGCCGAGGACCAUUAGGGAGAUUUAGAGGCCUGCUACUGCUAACAAGAUGGCUUUCUGUGUCUUGUUCAGUGUUAACAGGGCACAUUUAGUUGUUUUUUUUUUUUUUUUUUUUUGCCUUGAGCCAUGUGCUGGGUUCUCCUCCCACUCCCUCAUGUCACCCAGUGGCCAGUGUGCUGGUUCUGUCUGUCCCUUCGUCUACAGCUGUUCCUGUCCUUCCUCCUUCUCUUCCUUGUGAUGUUUUUUUUAAA